Myotis brandtii (Brandt's bat) is the source of this 958-nucleotide messenger RNA. It is a transcript of the gene CISH, whose product is annotated as cytokine inducible SH2-containing protein. Gene Ontology annotation, molecular function: 1-phosphatidylinositol-3-kinase regulator activity. The record is from RefSeq and is a predicted model, not a curated record. NCBI's taxonomy places the organism in Eukaryota, Metazoa, Chordata, Mammalia, Chiroptera, Vespertilionidae. The coding region runs from base 257 to 958 and encodes 233 amino acids. The transcript is spliced from 4 exons. Gene Ontology annotation, biological process: phosphatidylinositol phosphate biosynthetic process. Gene Ontology annotation, cellular component: phosphatidylinositol 3-kinase complex.
CGAAUUCUGGGACUCCUGGACACCACGCCGCCCCCCACCCUGCCUUCCUCGGCUCCCCCCAGUUCUAGGGUCCCACACUCUCUUUCACUUUGCUUCAGCUGACUCAGGGCCAGAGGUGGGAGCAAGACUUGAAGACACACACACACACACACACACAGCCACAGCCAGUGACCUCCUGGGGAGGAGAAGGAAUUCCCAACUGUAGGCUUGGGCUGCCCGCUUUUUGGAGGGUUCCACCCUCAGGGCUGUUUGCCCCAUGGGCAUGUGUCCCCAGGCGGGACUCCCGGGCCGGGUGGGCUCCACAGCGGGCACAUGGAUAGGCCGCCCACACCUGGAAUACACCGGCCACCACCCCCGCCAUGCCGAUGCCACAGCCAUGGACACACCCCUCCCUAGACCUUGUCCUUUGCUGGCUCCGGAGCGGAUCGGGCAGCGGCCCCGGUGGGCCCAGCCUGAGCCAGUUAUGCAGCCGUUGCCUGCCGGGCCCUUCCCGGAGGAGGUGGCAGAGGAGGCCCCUGCCCAGCCCGAGAGCGAGCCCAAGGUGCUAGACCCCGAGGAAGACCUGCUGUGCAUAGCCAAGACCUUCUCCUACCUGCGGGAGUCGGGCUGGUACUGGGGCUCCAUCACGGCCAGCGAGGCCCGGCAACACCUGCAGAAGAUGCCCGAGGGCACGUUCCUCGUCCGGGACAGCACCCACCCCAGCUACCUGUUCACACUGUCCGUCAAAACCACCCGCGGCCCCACCAACGUGCGCAUUGAGUACGCCGACUCCAGCUUCCGCCUGGACUCCAACUGCCUGUCCAGGCCGCGCAUCCUGGCCUUCCCGGACGUGGUCAGCCUCGUGCAGCACUACGUCGCCUCCUGUGCCACCGACACGCGAAGCGACAGCCCGGACCCGACCAUGAGCAGUUGCGGAGUGCGGGGGCCACUGCUGGCAGAUGAGAGCAGGGAGCUGUGA